This is a messenger RNA of Argentina anserina (silverweed cinquefoil), 1720 nucleotides long. RefSeq lists its product as uncharacterized. Bases 354 to 1316 code for a protein of 320 amino acids. NCBI's taxonomy places the organism in Eukaryota, Viridiplantae, Streptophyta, Magnoliopsida, Rosales, Rosaceae. The transcript is spliced from 3 exons. Gene Ontology annotation, cellular component: plasma membrane. The record is from RefSeq and is a predicted model, not a curated record.
AAUUAGUUUAAUUUUGUUUGGCAUGGUGUGUGAUCGCGGUGCCAACCGUGAUUUGCCUGUCAGUUGAUUCGUUCCUCGCUGGUUCCUACACCCACCAACAUCCCCAUCCUACAAUCUUAACCCAUUCCUCUCCAUCUCAGUAAGGUAUCACACACACACACACACUCUCUCUCUCUCUCUCUCUCUCUCUCUCUCUCUCUCUCUCUCUCAGAGUAACAGCAGAAACAGCAGCUAAUCCCUUUCCUCCAUUAAAGUCACAUCCCCAAACUCUAAUCGAAAGCAACAGCAACACUUGAGAUCAUACACACACACAUUACAUCUGAGUGAAGUGAAGACCCACCACCAAAAUUAAAAUGCACGCAAAAACUGACUCCGAGGUCACAAGCCUCGCCCCUUCCUCCCCUACCCGCUCCCCCCGCCGCCCCGUCUACUACGUCCAGAGCCCCUCCCGUGACUCCCACGACGGCGAGAAGACCGCCACCUCCUUCCAGUCCACCCCCGUCCUCAGCCCCGCCGGCUCCCCUCCCCACUCCCACUCCUCCCUCGGCCGCCACUCCCGCGACUCCUCCUCCACCCGCUUCUCCGGCUCCCUCAAACCCGGAUCCAAGAAGAUCCAGCCCAGCAACGACUCCUCCUCCCGCCGCAAGGGCCACCACCACCACAAGGCCUGGAAGGACUGCGCCGUCAUCGAAGAAGAAGGCCUCCUCGACGACGACGAUCGCGAACGCGGCUUCCCCCGCCGAUGCUAUUUCCCCGCCUUCGUUCUCGGUUUCUUCCUCCUCUUCUCCAUGUUCUCUCUCAUUCUCUACGGCGCCAGUAAGCCCAUGAAGCCCAAGAUCACCAUGAAGAGUGUUAAAUUUGAACAAUUCAAGAUCCAAGCGGGCUCAGACUCCACCGGAGUAGGCACCGACAUGAUCUCCGUCAACUCAACCGUGAAAUUCACAUUCCGUAACACCGGCACAUUCUUCGGAGUCCACGUCUCGCCGAAUCCUCUGGAUCUAUCCUACUCCCAAAUCACCAUUGCUUCCGGAAUCAUCAAGAAGUUCUAUCAAUCAAGGAGGAGCCAUAGAACGGUGACGGUGUCAGUAAUCGGUGACAAAAUUCCGUUAUACGGGAGUGGAGCUAGUAUCAGUAGCUCAACGGGGACGACAUUGCUGCCGGUGCCGCUGAAAUUGAACUUCUUGAUCAAAUCGAGAGCCUACGUUUUGGGGAAACUGGUGAAGCCAAAGUUCAACCGGCGCGUCGAGUGCACUGUAACUUUCGAUCCCAAAAAGCUCAACGUUGCGAUCGCGCUCAAGAAUUGCACCGUUUUUUAAUCAAUUAAGUCACGAAUGAAGAAGAAGGGGAGGAAGAAAUGGUUUCUAUUUUAUUCGUUGUUGGUUUUCCUUUUCGGUGGUGGGCAACUCAGCGGGCAGAUUUCCGAGUUGGACGGGCAGGCUGCUGAGAGUGAGAGAAAAACGCGGUUUUGGACUUUUGAGCUGCCCUGACUGACCGAAAAGUGUAGAGUCAGUGACUCGUGGGUAUGGUGUUACAUUAUUCACCUUCUUUUUGGUUUAUUUAUUCUUUUUUUUUUGAGUUGUAUUAUUAAGAAAUUAUUAAGUUAUUCGCAAUAAUGCAACUUCUUUUUUUUUUUUUUGGUAUAGGGGGUUAAUGUUCUUAUGAAUCAAAGUUCACAUUUGUAUAAGAGAAAUAGCAAAGCAAAUGCACAUUGUUUAUGUUC